This is a messenger RNA of Volvox carteri f. nagariensis, 4623 nucleotides long. RefSeq lists its product as uncharacterized. The coding region runs from base 1 to 4623 and encodes 1540 amino acids. NCBI's taxonomy places the organism in Eukaryota, Viridiplantae, Chlorophyta, Chlorophyceae, Chlamydomonadales, Volvocaceae. The record is from RefSeq and is a predicted model, not a curated record. The transcript is spliced from 9 exons.
AUGGGACGAUCCUCUCUUCGGAUAGUACACCCUCAUAAGUUUUUUUAUUUCUGUUCGUAUAAGUGCUCUUGGGUUCUAUUGGCGCUUGCGUUUUUGAUCACCUGUUCGACAUGGCUUACAACGCACAAAUACCACCAUCAGUUAGAGGACCGCUCACAAUUCCUCACUUGCCUCAGCGGGGACUGCUUUAUAACCUUGUUCAGUGGCUUGUUUGACCAGCGCAACUUCCAGUGCGGUGCUGGUUCAGUAUGCCACACCUUUAACAAUGGCGGCGGGGUGCCGAAAUCUUGGAGCGUGGCAGGUUGGGUGCGCCUGGACACAGCCCUGGAUGAAGUGUUUGACGUUACCGCAUUUUCCAUUGGCCCGGUGAGCCUCAAGUUCGCGGCGCCCGCGGUGCCGUACGUUGGCGUGGAAUCGGCGUGGCCCGACGUGCGAAGACAAUUUGAACAUAAGCCCGGCCUGCGUGGGCACUGCGCGGACCUUACCAUACGUUCCUACCAGACCCAAUCUUUCGAUGAUGCUUUGCGAGAGUGUGCGCAGUUGCCCGGUUGCACUGUCGUCACACGGAACUCGCAUGACCUGUCCACAUUCUUCUGUCUUGCGGCGUAUUCCAUUGAUACUCCAGAUGGCGCCUGGGCAUCGGCAGUCUUGCGUGAAGCGCCUCCCUUCCACCAAUAUUCCGGGGCAGUCACCGUAAACAGCUGGAAUUACUUUGCAAUGACCCACGAAUCUGGGAUUCUGCGUUUUUAUGUGAAUGGGUUCCUUCGCCAAACAAUGGAGGUCAGCAUUCCCGAGGAUGUUACGCAGCUGGACUUAGGGCGAUCUCCACGCUGGUUUGAGAGCCGCUUUCCGGGACAGAUCGGGAAUAUUCGCGCGUGGCGUCGUCAGCUCCAGCCAAACGAAGUGGUGAUGAGCAUGUCAACCGAGCUCCCUACAAGGGACCAUGUUCUGAACGUGACCGCGUCGCCACUCUGGACUGGGCCGCCUCCCAUUAGACCGACCUGGGCUAGCCUUGCAGUGCCAAGCCAUGUAUCCGAAUGUGAUGCGGCAGUAAUAGUGCCUGUACUGGAGCGCACGCCCUUCCCCCAGCUGCAGACGCUUGCGACCCAUCUGCAGCACUUCGCUGGCCACUCAUGCCAUGCCAAGGUGUUCAUGGUUGCAUGCUCACGCCAGGACUUGGGUAAUUCCAGUCUGGAUAACCUUCAGGAUGCUGUACUCCUGCGGCCCAACGUUUCACUACGUUGGGAUGCAUGUGUCCAGUAUGGCUUGAAGCUGGCACUAGCAAAGGCCUACACGACGCCCUACACUGCUGUGGUCGCCGAGUCCCUGGUGCCUUUGUAUGGCUGGCUGUCAGGGCUUGCGCAUGACCUGCAGCUGCAUACAGACACGUCUGCGGUUUUUGCCAAAAUCUUAUUCGCAAACGGCACAAUUAAAAGUGCUGGGUCUCGUUUUGAGCAGGCGUACGAUGACUACUUGGGACGUCAGGUGCUGCGGCCUGUCGAGAUGUACGCAGGUUAUCCAUGGAAUUACCAGCCAACCAUGAAGACCAUGAUGAUACGUGGUGCAGGCUGUUCGGCAUGGCUUAUGCACAGCUCUGAUUUUCGCAAAAUUCUGGAGGAUGGUUUUCCUUCAGGUUUGGGCAGCAACCUGGCUUGCUCGGAUAUGGCACUCAAGCUUCAGCGCGGGGGCCGUGCUGUGCUCCUGUCUCCGCAGGGUGCCUUUGUUGAUACUGCAGCACGCAUACAGCACGAGGACACAGCCGCAUUGCAGGCGUUUGAUGAGGUAUGGGGAGCCGAUCUCGCGUCACAGCAUGCACUUGGACUGGCGUUUAACGCUACUGUGAGCUGGGCCAUGCAAUGUGGUGGAUAUGAAGGCAUUAAAGCUUAUAACCUCAUGCAGCAUCUGGAGGGCCAACUGCAGCUUAGGGCGCAGAUACAGCGUGGUUGGCCAUUCUGUGAGCAUCCAGAUGUCCUCCAGGGGAUGCCACUGGCCUUCACGCAACGGCUGUACCGGCUUCGGCGCUUAUCAGCAUACCUGCCUUCAGACAUCAUUGUUCACCAGAAGGAUUACCGGCAGCUGGCUGCAUGGCCAUGGCCCCCAAGCAACUCAUCCACGUACUUGAUUGGUCGCUACGGGUGGGAUGUCGACCCUAUCCAUCGCCAGUGGAUCGACCAGGUGAAGAACGAGUUGGAUGAGGUCUGGGUACCGUCCAACUGGCAUGCCGCAUCCCUAAGACAGCAAGGUGUCAGGACAGGCAAGAUUUUCGUCAUUCCUGAAAGCGUGGACUCUCACUUUUAUGACCCCGACAUUUGGGAGCCGCUCACUUUACCAAGACAAGCCCGGCUGUCUUUCCUGUCUUCAUUCCGGUUGGAUGACCACGCGGGCUGGCAGGCAGUGCUUUCGGCGUACCUGACGGCCUUUCGUAACUGCACAGAUGUUUCCCUAUACAUCAACACGGCGAUGUCCCCCGAGCUGUCUUACAAAAGGGCUUCUAUCUACGAGACCAUGAACACCUUCCUCCGUUCAAGCAAUGAUACGUACCUCCGUUCCAUCAGUAUGUAUCCUGAGCCUACACGGGGGGCACCGCACGUGUACGUGUUCGGCCGGCAACUGACACAAAUUGAGCUGCUCAGAAUCAUCUCUUCGGUUGAUGUGGUGGUGGUACCGUCCCGAGGUGACGGGUGGAACAGUCUGUACUUGGAAGCCAUGAGCCUGGGCAAGCCACUGAUAGCAACCACCUCUGCUGGUUUAGCUGAGCACAUCCAGCCGGGCUUUGCGUUUCAGCUUAACUACACGUCUACUGAGGUGCAUGGAUCAGACACGUGGUUUCGUGGAGCUCGUUGGGCUGAGCCGUGUGCUGAGGGGCUGAUCGCUGCAUUCCGUGCGGCGUAUAGCAGCAAAAGCCUGCAUGCGAUGGGGCGCGAGGCAAGGGUAAGGAUGGUCAAGGAGUAUGACAAUGAGGUGGUGAGCAACAUGGUUCUGAAAAGGCUAAAGGAGAUCAGUGAAUACCAGCUUUCGCGCCCUCGCACAGCGAGAUCCCUGGAUUUGGCGAAAGACCCAGUACCAACCGAUGUGCACAUAUGUGCCAUGCUCCCUAAGGCUAGUAUCCGUGUGCACCGGACAACACCAGCCCUGAAGAUUGCUGUGGUGUCGACAGCACCUCCACGGCGGUGUGGGAUUGCUACCUUCAACACAGCUCUACUGCGCUACUUGCGGCCACUGCUGCCCCAAGGCAGCUCAGUUGAAGUAUUUCCGCUGGUCGGCGAUAUGGAGGCGGCGCCAUUUGGUAUGGAUCCUACCAUGCAUGUUAUACGGCAAGAAAACUAUGGAGACUACAUCGCGACAGCUCGCCUCAUAAAUGAUGGUGGCUUUCAUGCAGCCAUAUUACAGCACGAGUUUGGGAUCUGGGGUGGUACCACUGGAUGUUUGGUUGUUUGCUUUUUAAAAAUGCUGGAGGUGCCAGCUGUUACUGUCAUUCACACGCUCAGCGACAACCUGGGAAACUCGGACCAAUACAUUUUGCAGCAAUUAUCGGCAGCAUCCACAGCAGUUGUCGUUAUGUCUGAAUCCUCCCGGAACAAGCUGGGGGCGUUCCACGGCAUCCCGGGCAACAACGUCGUGGUUUUGCCACAUGGAGCGCCAGUGAUAUCUGCUGUGGACCCGCUUGCAGCGAAGGCAAUGCUAAACCUGACUGGAAGGACUGUACUGUUGACGCACGGCCUAAUAAACCCCAUGAAGGGUGUUGAUCUGGUGCUGGACGCCUUGCCCACAAUCGUAAAGGAGUUCCCCGCCGUGGUGUAUUUAGUCGUUGGCGAGCCCCACCCGGACUGUGGCUGGCCUUGCGCGAAUUACUAUGAGCAGCUGGUCAAGGCUGUUUCAGAUCAUCGUAUCAUGGACCACGUCAGGUUUGUGACCGAGUUCAUCAAUGAUCAGUUGUUGUUGCAAUACGUCCAGGCGGCUGAUAUCUACGUCCUGCCGUAUAAGGAUCGCAUCACGACCAACUCAGGCACCCUUACUAUGGCCCUUGCCGCUGGGAAAGCAAUAGUGUCUACCCCCUUCGAUCAUGCCGUGUCGGUGUUGCCGGGCCGCGGUGUGCUAGUAGAUUUUGAAAGCCCCACCUCGCUCCAAGAAGGAAUAUUGCAGCUGCUUCGUGAUGACGGCCUCAGAGUGAAGUACCAACAGGCAGCCAGAGAGCUGUCGUCCGGGAAGGAUUGGCGGUCGUUUAAGAGGCUGCCCUUCUUCGUAUACGCCUACGUUAGCUCGGAGAACCCUCCACCCUUGAGUUUAUGCAGCGCCCGCUGCCGUUAUUUAGUAUUCCAUCGACGCCACGAUCUAUUGUACAUGCGACAUCCGCCGCUACUGCCGCCCUCGCCGCCGCUGCCAGCAGCGGAGCAGCAGCAGGAACAGAAGCAGCUGCCGCGGGGCCCGUCUGCCUCGCAGUUGCAGCUACGGCCAUCGGUAACGGGAUCGCUGGCGUCCAGGCUGGGAGCCGUAACCAUGGAGAUUCAGCAGUACGGCAGUACGCAAGUCAUGCCCAUGGAUGCCGUACGGAAUUGCUUUUCGAAGCUUCUAGUGCCCCUGGCUAGGCAACACAGCGGUGCAGAAGACUGCGAGCCGAACUAA